AUUACAACAGGUUUGAAGCAAAGAUUCAAGAUCUGAGAGAGCAGAUGAUGAACACAAGCACUGGAAGUCUACGCACCACACAGAAAAAGACACUGUUUGUCAGAGCCCUGUUUGAUUACGAUCCAAGCAAGGAUUCAGGAUUACCCAGUAGAGGAUUGGCUUUCCACUAUGGUGACAUACUCCAUGUGACGAAUGCCAGUGAUGAUGAAUGGUGGCAGGCAAAGAGAGUGACCUCUGUGGGUGACGAGGAAGGCAUGGGAAUUAUCCCUAGCAAACAAAGGGUGGAAAGAAAGGAAAGAGCAAGAUUAAAAAAUGUCAAAUUUACUGGCAAGAACAGUACAAAUACAGACAAGCCAGUUCCGGCCUCAGCAGCAGCAAAUGACAGAAAGAAAAAGAAUUUCUCUUUUUCACGACGUUUUCCAUUUAUGAAGAGCAAGGAUCAUAGUGGAAGUGAAGAUGUCAGUGCCGAUGAACAAGGCAAUCCACACAGUGAUAGUGAAGCGAGCUAUAGAGGAGAUGAACCUAUUUUGUCAUAUGAGACAGUUGUACAGCAAGAAUUGAAAUACACAAGACCUGUCAUCAUUUUAGGGCCUCAGAAAGAUAGGGUCAACGACGAUCUCAUUUCAGAAUUUCCAGACAAGUUUGGAAAUUGUGUGCCCCAUACAACCCGGGAAAGGAGGCCACACGAGGAAGAUGGCAGAGAUUAUCAUUUUGUUGCUUCCCGGGAACAGAUGGAGCGAGAUAUCCAGAACCAUUUAUUUAUUGAAGCUGGCAUUUACAAUGACAACCUUUAUGGCACCAGUGUUGCCUCAGUGAAGCAGGUGGCGGAGCAGGGCAAACAUUGUAUACUAGAUGUCAGUGGAAAUGCUAUUAAAAGAUUGCAAGUUGCUGGCCUCUACCCAAUUGCCAUAUUUAUUAAACCAAAGUCCAUCGACUCCAUAAUGGAGAUGAACAAAAGGAUAACAGAAGAGCAAGCCAGAAAAACGUACGAGAGAGCACUCAAGCUAGAAGCAGAAUUUGGAGAAUAUUUCACAG
Candidula unifasciata is the source of this 1035-nucleotide messenger RNA. NCBI's taxonomy places the organism in Eukaryota, Metazoa, Mollusca, Gastropoda, Stylommatophora, Geomitridae. The record is from the annotation of a GenBank genome assembly.